This is a messenger RNA of Hepatospora eriocheir, 432 nucleotides long. The record is from the annotation of a GenBank genome assembly. NCBI's taxonomy places the organism in Eukaryota, Fungi, Microsporidia, Hepatosporidae.
AUGAGAAAUUCUGAUGAUCAUGAUUUAACUUACUAUUGUAAUAACUAUAACUUUAAAACCACUAAAUCAAAUACACAAAAACACCAAUCACAACAAACCACUUCAUCUAUUCAAGUAGUAGAUGGUCAUAUUGUAGUUUUAGAAAAACAAGAGAAAUUAGAUGAAGGGAUUGUUACGAGUUCUACUUACUCUAAAAAUAAGGCUAUUAGAGUAAAAUGGACUAAAGAGGAAAAUGAUUUAUUCUUUAAAGGAUUGUCACUGGUUGGCUGUGACUUCUCAAUGUUAAAUCUCCUUUUUGAAAAUAAAACUAGAAAGAAUUUAAGAGACAAAUAUAAAAGUGAAAUGAGAAAAAGACCUUCUUUUGUAAAAAAUAUUUUAGAGUGUAUAAAAGAAUUUAAUAAAGAAGAUUUUAAUAAAUUAAGAGACAAAUAA